Molecule: messenger RNA, 5944 nt
Organism: Mustela lutreola (European mink)
Lineage: Eukaryota; Metazoa; Chordata; Mammalia; Carnivora; Mustelidae
Gene: SATB1
Product: SATB homeobox 1
Exons: 12
Coding region: 1852-4230 (792 amino acids)
Biological process (GO): regulation of transcription by RNA polymerase II; chromatin remodeling
Molecular function (GO): RNA polymerase II cis-regulatory region sequence-specific DNA binding; DNA-binding transcription factor activity, RNA polymerase II-specific
Source: RefSeq, a predicted model, not a curated record
UCCUCCUCCUCUCCCUCCCCCCCUCCUCCUCCGCUGCUGCCGCCGCCACUUUCUCGCUCGCUCCCGCUCCCCGGACGCGGCGGAUGAGCCGGCCCCGCUGGGGAAGGGCUCGGGGCGGCGGCGGGCGGCCGGGAGGAGGCUGCGUGCUCGGGGCUGGGGCUGCGAGCGGGGUGAUUUUGUAUUAAAAUGAGGAGGAGGAAGAAGAGGCAGCCACAGCGGCGGCGGCGGCAGCAGCAGCAGCAGCAGCAGCAGCGGCAGGAACAGAGGCGUAGAGGGCUGCAGCCCGGGCGGACGCGCGGAGCCGAGCUGGGCACGGCGGCGGCGGCGACAGCGGCCGGGAUGAGUCAACUAAUAAUUUAAUGGGGGCAGAGACGGCAGCGCGGGGGAGAGCGAGCGAGAGCGAGCGAGGGAGAGAGAGAGAAGCAGCCCCGUCCGGGGACUCGCGCUCACACGCACGCACACACACACAAACACACACACACACACCUCUCCCUGUGCCACCCAGCAACAACCGGCCUCGUCACAACAACAGCAACAGCCGCCCUCUAGCCCAGCCCGGGGACCGAGCAUAAAGCCGGGGCGACUCCAGAGGACGCUUCCCACCCCCUCUUGCAUUUCGGGAAACUCCUCAUCAGUUUUGUUGGGGUUUCCGGGUUUCUUUUCCCCCCAAGUCCUAGUGCCAUUGUGGUGCUCGUUGUUUACCUCGGACUCUGGCUGAGUGAGAGCUUGGCGACUUUUUGGGGGGAGGGGGCGGGGAGUUUGUUGCUGCUGAGGCGGUGGAGGUGGCUGGGGGUGCCUUCUGAUUCCCUCCCCCUCCCCCCAAAUCCUCUUUCUCUUUCCCUACUCACUCGGCUCCCCAGGCGCUCGCAGCCCCGCGUCAAUGGGCUGGGAGAGGGUCCUCGGGGCUGCUAUUAGCGAGGGCCGAAUCAAAAGUGGCAUUUCAGUGCCUUUCCGGGGUUCUUUCCGCGACCUUCUGCCCCCCACCCUCGCUGUCCCCCGGUAGAUGCCCUCGUUGGGGUUGCGAGGCUGUGGGAAGAAAGUUUAAGGUUUGUUAAUAAUUAGUCGCAAUUGUUGGGGAAGGGGUGGGGGCGAUUGGAAGGGAGGCGAGGUGGCCUUCCCCUCUCUGCGUUCUCCGGGGUUAUUGGAGAAUAAUAUUGCAAGUGACAGCCAGAAGUAGACUUUCUGUCCUCACACUGAAGAACCCGAGCGAGCAGGAGGGAGGGAGGGAGCGAGAGGACCCUUUUUUCCCUUUCUGGAGACCUUGUCCGCAGUGAUUUUUUUUUCUUUUUUCUUUUUAAGAGAAUCCUCAGUCACCACCUCGCCUCCCCAGCAUCACCACAGUGUACAGCUCAUAACGGGUUUUGCUUUGUUUUUACGAUUUUCCCCCCAACGAAUCACUUGUCAGAUCAAUUUUAUCUUCUCCCUCCUCCCUACUUCCCACUCUCCCCUCCUCCCCCAUCGAAAACCCGGUUCUCUGAGGUUAGACAUUUUACAAACCAUAUAUGUUGUUUUUCGAAUUGUGAUUUUUUUUUUUUUUUUUUUUUUUUUACCCCCUCUCCCAUGGCUACUCUUCUAGACGUUUAUUUCUGCCCUUCCCCCGCUUAGGGGGGCGGGGGUAGGGGAAGAGAAAAUAAUACAAUUUCAGGGGAAGUCGCCUUCAGGUCUGCUGCCUUUUUUUUUUUUUUUUUUUUUUUUUUUAAUUUUUUUAAAAAAAAGGACAUAGAAAACAUCAGUCUUGAACUUCUCUUCAAGAACCCGGGCUGCAAAGGAAAUCUCCUUUGUUUUUGUUAUUUAUAUGCUGUCAAGUUUUGAAGUGGUGAGUUUCAGGUGAUCUUUAGAGGGUAACUGAGUAUGGAUCAUUUGAACGAGGCAACUCAGGGGAAAGAACAUUCAGAAAUGUCUAACAAUGUGAGCGAUCCGAAGGGUCCACCAGCCAAGAUCGCCCGCCUGGAGCAGAACGGGAGCCCGCUAGGAAGAGGAAGGCUUGGGAGUACAGGUGCAAAAAUGCAGGGAGUGCCUUUAAAACACUCGGGCCAUCUGAUGAAAACGAACCUUAGGAAAGGAACCAUGCUACCAGUUUUCUGCGUGGUGGAACAUUAUGAAAACGCCAUUGAAUACGAUUGCAAGGAGGAGCAUGCGGAAUUUGUGUUGGUGAGAAAGGAUAUGCUUUUCAACCAGCUGAUCGAAAUGGCAUUGCUGUCUCUGGGCUAUUCGCAUAGCUCUGCUGCCCAGGCCAAAGGGCUAAUCCAGGUUGGAAAGUGGAAUCCAGUUCCACUGUCUUAUGUGACAGAUGCCCCUGAUGCUACGGUAGCAGAUAUGCUUCAAGACGUGUAUCAUGUGGUCACAUUGAAAAUUCAGUUACACAGUUGCCCCAAACUAGAAGACUUGCCUCCCGAACAAUGGUCGCACACCACAGUAAGGAAUGCUCUGAAGGACUUACUGAAAGAUAUGAAUCAGAGUUCGUUGGCCAAGGAGUGCCCCCUCUCACAGAGUAUGAUUUCUUCCAUUGUGAACAGCACUUACUAUGCAAAUGUCUCAGCAGCAAAAUGUCAAGAAUUUGGAAGGUGGUACAAACAUUUCAAGAAGACAAAAGAUAUGAUGGUUGAAAUGGAUAGUCUGUCUGAACUAUCCCAGCAAGGUGCCAAUCACGUCAACUUUGGCCAGCAGCCGGUCCCAGGGAACACAGCCGAGCAGCCUCCAUCCCCCGCGCAGCUCUCCCAUGGCAGCCAGCCCUCUGUCCGGACCCCUCUACCGAACCUGCACCCUGGGCUCGUGUCAACGCCCAUCAGUCCUCAAUUGGUCAACCAGCAGCUGGUGAUGGCUCAGCUGCUGAACCAGCAGUAUGCAGUGAAUAGACUUUUAGCCCAGCAGUCCUUAAACCAACAAUACUUGAACCACCCUCCCCCUGUCAGUAGAUCUAUGAAUAAGCCUUUGGAGCAACAGGUUUCAACCAACACAGAGGUGUCUUCCGAAAUCUACCAGUGGGUACGUGAUGAACUGAAACGAGCAGGAAUCUCCCAGGCAGUAUUUGCACGUGUGGCUUUUAACAGAACUCAGGGCUUGCUUUCAGAAAUCCUCCGAAAGGAAGAGGACCCCAAGACUGCAUCCCAGUCUUUGCUGGUAAACCUUCGGGCUAUGCAGAAUUUCUUGCAGUUACCAGAAGCUGAAAGAGAUCGGAUUUACCAGGAUGAAAGGGAAAGGAGCUUGAAUGCUGCCUCGGCUAUGGGUCCUGCCCCCCUGAUAAGCACACCGCCCAGCCGCCCUCCCCAGGUGAAAACAGCUACUAUUGCCACUGAGAGGAAUGGGAAACAAGAGAACAAUACCAUGAACAUUAAUGCUUCCAUUUAUGAUGAGAUUCAGCAGGAAAUGAAGCGCGCCAAAGUGUCCCAAGCACUCUUUGCAAAGGUUGCCGCAACCAAAAGCCAGGGGUGGUUGUGUGAGCUGUUACGCUGGAAAGAAGAUCCUUCUCCAGAAAACAGGACUCUGUGGGAGAACCUCUCCAUGAUCCGAAGGUUCCUCAGUCUUCCUCAGCCAGAACGUGAUGCCAUUUAUGAACAGGAGAGCAAUGCGGUACAUCACCAUGGCGACAGGCCGCCCCACAUUAUCCAUGUUCCAGCGGAGCAGAUUCAGAGCCCCUCUCCCACCACCCUUGGGAAAGGAGAGUCUAGAGGCGUUUUCUUACCGGGCCUGCUGACCCCUGCACCAUGGCUCGGUGCUGCUCCCCAGCAGCAGCCGCCUGCGCAGGCGCAGCAGCAGCCGGCGCCGCCGCCCCCCCAGGCGCAGGCGCAGCAGCCCGCCGGGCCCCGGCUCCCCCCGCGGCAGCCCACCGUGGCCUCUCCCGCCGAGGCCGAGGAUGAGAACCGGCAGAAGACCCGGCCGCGAACGAAAAUUUCCGUGGAAGCCCUGGGCAUCCUCCAGAGUUUCAUCCAAGACGUAGGCCUGUACCCGGACGAAGAGGCCAUCCAGACUCUGUCCGCGCAGCUUGACCUGCCCAAGUACACCAUCAUCAAGUUCUUUCAGAACCAGCGGUAUUAUCUGAAGCACCACGGCAAACUGAAGGACAACUCCGGCUUGGAGGUGGAUGUGGCCGAAUACAAGGAAGAGGAGUUGCUUAAGGAUCUGGAAGAGAGUGUCCAAGACAAAAAUGCUAACACCCUUUUCUCGGUGAAGCUAGAAGAAGAGCUGUCAGUGGAAGGCAACACGGACAUUAACACUGACUUGAAAGACUGAGAUCAAAGUAUUAUUUUCAUUCAUCAGUGCCACUGGUAUUUACAAACGAAAUGAGAAGUCCACCUUGUAUUCUCUCAGAAAACCUUUGCUGUUCAUGGUUUGACCAAUGAAUCUUCAGAAACUUGCACAAACAGGAAAGUGGAGAAAGGAUAAUGCAGACUGCACUAAAUGUUUUACUCUGUUUUACAAACUGCUUGGCAGCCCCAGGUGAAGCAUCGAGGAUUGUUUGGUGUUAAAAAUUAAAAUUUGUGUUCACGGGACACAUCAAGGUGUGUACCCCGUAAGCAUGAUACCGGUGAUUUUUUUUUUUUUUUGAAAAAUUAUUAUUCUGGAGCCUCAAACAAGCAUUAUAACUUCUGUGAUUAUUAUUUCCUUCCUUUAAUUAUUUCUGUAACACUCCACACUGAUCUUUGGAAACUCGCCCCUUAUUUUAAAAAAAGAAAAAAAAGAGUUUGUUACUCUAUUGUAUGUUACAAAAGAACUAUAGACUGUGGAAUGCAGUUUAAAGAUGACAUAUGCCAACAAAUGCCUUGUAUUAUAUGGCACUGCCGUAAUUCAAAUUUGUUUUUAUUUUCGAAAUAAAAGUUCACUGUAAUUUUUUUCAUUCUCAUUGUUACAUGAUUUUUUAAAAAAUGAAAAGAAAAUGUGAAACACAAUUUAGUCCUCAUUAUUUAUUUGUAGAUCCUGCAGCAUCAUGUUGUAAUUAAUUUUUUGGAAGUUUCCGUUAAAUGUAAUAUUGCUUCUCUUGUUACCAUACUGAUUCUUUUCUAUUUAUAAAUGUAUUUUGAUGGGCAGUAAAACAAAGUGUCUUAAAAGUUUUAAAUAGAGAAAAUGUGCUUUACACAGUUGCCUAUAAAAAGUGCUCUAUGUUAUCCAAGCAAUUCAUACUAUAAGCUUCACUCUUAUUGUUGUAUGCAAUUUUUACUAUCAUGCAAAUAAGCUUAGGUAAAUAAAACUAAUAGAUCACCUUAGAAAAUUAUGCAAUUAAUGUGAAAAUAAUUGAUGUUUGCAAUGUGUCUUCCUUUGGUUUACAAUCAAUUUUAAAGCUACAUCUGUAUAAAAUUUCUGUAUAAAGGUGUAUUUCUUUUUUAUGAGUUUAUGGCUAUGAAAACACCAGCUAUUUUGUUACAGCUGGCUGUUUUUAUAAGUGUAUCACAAUUUUCUUUAUGCAGAAAUGUUCUGAUUAGGAGUGGUUAUUGACUGUAACUACACAAUUAAAAUUGUUUGUAUGGUAUGACAUGGUAGGGUUGUCUGCUUAUGUGAAGUAACUUUAAAGGUCAAAGAUGGCCCUCUCAGUUAGGUGCAUGUUAAUAUUUUCUUGAUGAUAUUUUACUGAUUUAAAAAAAAGAUUGAAAAAUCACUCAAAACACUGUAAAUUUAAAUCACAAACACAUGCUCAUUUUUUAAGUUUAACAACGAAGACCAUAACCUGUUUGGGGUUAACAUUUUGCCUAAUAAACAGAGAUAGAAGGAUGGUCAGAAGACUCGCCAAGAAAAACGUAAAUACACUGUCUAGGAGUUAUGUGCUUAGAAUGAAUCCAUCUGCAUUUAUUUCACAAUAUUAUGGUAACACUUUUUUAAGCUAAUGUAUAGAUAUUUUAAAGGCCUUUAUCAGUAACAUAAGUAGGUAAAAAAUGGACCUUCUGUAUAAAAACCUCUUAGUAAGCAAUGUAUUUUUUUAAGUUAUAAAUGGAAUAUAAGUUAAGAACUCUGA